GAAAGAGGACAAAAACAUCCUUCAGGAUCCAGCUGUGUUUCUUAUAUCAGAAAUCACGUAAGAAUUUUUAAUAGGGAAAAGCCAUUACUAUCUCAACAACAAUUCUCAAUUUUCUAUGUAUCAUCCGGAUCGCAAGUAAGUAAAUCAACCCAAUAUACGAGACAUUUCAAUUGAAAAUAAAACGUUAUUCAAAACCGGUAUGACUUUAAAUAUGAAAAUUAAAUAAUUAGUUAUCCAAAAUAAAAACAUCACGAGGUACGAUUUUACGGUACUCAAGGAUAGGAUGAUCUCACCUUUUUGUAUUUUUUCAUGUGGCGGAAUGUGGCAGAGCUGCUUGACGACUGUGUAGGUAUAAAAGAUUCGAAAACUAAAGAACAGGAUCCAACUCGAUCUUUCAGUUCUACGAGGCACUUUCAUCAAAUAUAGUCAAAAAUAUAUUCGAACAUUUAUAGAAGGUAGUUCGCGAGUACGGAGAUUAGCCGGUGGAGCUGAUGCGCAAAACGGACAAUUUCCCUACAUGGCCGCUUUAAAAUAUAAUGACCAUUUUGCUUGUGCUGGUACUAUUAUCAGCUCGAAUAAAAUUUUAACAGCUGCCAACUGUUUCUGGUGUAGAAAUCAACCACUUGAAGAAUGCGUUAAGAAUUUUACUGUACAAACAGGUUCUGCGGAUUUAUCCAUAGAUGGAAAUUUGCAUCGUGUAAAAGAAAUUAAAAUUUUUGAUGGCUAUACUGGAAAAUUUGCUAAUGAUAUUGCAGUUGUUACCCUUCAAUCAGAAAUAAUGUUUUCUGCAAACGAAAAAGCUGCCAGCUUGCCGGAUACAGAUAUCACUGAAAAUACAGUUGCCAUAAGUAGUGGAUGGGGAAUUAAAACAGAAGAUAGUAAAAUAGACAAUAAACUUGCUAGUAUUGAAGAAAAAAUCCUCUCAGCAAGUAAAUGCAACGAAUUUUUUCUUAAAAAUGGCCCCAACAUAGAUGUAGAUGAUAACGAUUUUUGCGCAAUUGCUGCCAGUGGCAACAACAAUACUGGACUUUGUGUUGGAGACACCGGCAACCCUUCGGUAGUAGGUGGAACAGUAAUAGGCGUUGCAACAUAUGGUGUUGGUUGCGGCAAAGGAUUCCCUGAUGUUUUUACAAAUGUUUAUAGAUUCCUCAAAUUCAUAAAAAGUCAAUUGUAA
Messenger RNA from Phymastichus coffea, 1174 nucleotides. RefSeq names its product trypsin epsilon-like. Gene Ontology annotation, molecular function: serine-type endopeptidase activity. NCBI's taxonomy places the organism in Eukaryota, Metazoa, Arthropoda, Insecta, Hymenoptera, Eulophidae. Gene Ontology annotation, biological process: proteolysis. The record is from RefSeq and is a predicted model, not a curated record. Bases 518 to 1174 code for a protein of 218 amino acids. The transcript is spliced from 5 exons.